CUAACCCAGGCUCAGAGUAGCUGCUGUUUCUGAGAGAACGAUUCGUAGGACAGCCCCUGACGCGAUUCCCUUUUGCCCUUCUUUCUGCGGGCCUUUCCGGUACUUGAGCGGUGCCCAGAGCGUGGCCGGUUCUCGUCUGUCUGGCUGCCUUUAGGGAGAGGUGCCUAGCGUUGGCCAAUAGUUGGCUGUCGAAAGUGCCGGCCCCCGCGCCGGCGCCUGCAGCAGCCGGGUGGGAAGGCUCAAGAUGGCGUGCCUGUUGGAGACCCCAAUCCGCAUGAGCGUCCUUUCGGACCAGGAAUGAAAGUUACUGGGAGAUAACUUCGAAGGAUUUUGCAACAAAUUCGAGCUGUCCGACUCUGAGAAUGGAAGUAACAGCUAGCAGUCGCCACUAUGUUGACAGGCUAUUUGACCCUGAUCCCCAGAAAGUUCUACAAGGUGUCAUAGACAUGAAAAAUGCUGUAAUUGGAAACAACAAGCAGAAAGCCAAUCUCAUUGUUUUAGGAGCUGUUCCAAGAUUGUUGUACUUGCUUCAGCAAGAAACCUCGAGCACAGAGCUGAAAACUGAAUGUGCAGUGGUGUUGGGAAGUCUUGCUAUGGGUACUGAAAACAAUGUCAAGUCUCUACUGGACUGCCAUAUUAUCCCUGCCUUAUUGCAAGGACUACUGUCCCCAGACCUGAAGUUUAUUGAAGCUUGCCUCCGAUGCCUGCGUACCAUCUUUACCAGUCCUGUCACUCCAGAGGAGCUACUGUAUACAGAUGCCACAGUGAUACCGCACCUCAUGGCACUGCUUAGCAGAUCUCGCUAUACCCAGGAGUACAUCUGUCAGAUCUUCUCACACUGCUGUAAAGGGCCUGAUCAUCAAACAAUUUUAUUUAACCAUGGUGCAGUUCAGAAUAUUGCUCACCUACUAACCUCACUGUCCUACAAAGUUCGAAUGCAAGCACUGAAAUGUUUCUCAGUUUUAGCUUUUGAAAACCCCCAGGUAUCGAUGACCCUGGUAAAUGUUUUGGUUGAUGGAGAAUUGUUACCACAGAUUUUUGUGAAGAUGUUACAGAGGGAUAAGCCUAUUGAGAUGCAGCUCACAUCAGCAAAAUGUUUAACUUACAUGUGUAGAGCUGGAGCAAUUCGGACAGAUGAUAACUGUAUUGUAUUAAAGACAUUACCUUGUUUGGUUCGAAUGUGCAGUAAGGAGAGAUUACUAGAGGAGAGAGUUGAAGGAGCUGAGACACUUGCCUAUCUGAUUGAACCAGAUGUUGAGCUACAGAGAAUCGCUAGCAUAACUGAUCACCUCAUUGCCAUGCUUGCUGAUUAUUUCAAGUAUCCCAGCUCAGUGAGUGCCAUCACUGAUAUUAAAAGGCUUGAUCAUGAUUUAAAACAUGCUCACGAACUCCGCCAGGCUGCAUUCAAGCUCUAUGCCUCUCUUGGAGCAAAUGAUGAAGACAUCCGGAAGAAGAUCAUUGAGACUGAAAAUAUGAUGGACCGAAUUGUGACUGGCUUGUCUGAGUCUAGUGUCAAGGUGCGGUUAGCUGCCGUCAGAUGUUUGCACAGUUUAUCCAGAUCUGUGCAGCAGCUUCGAACCAGUUUCCAGGAUCAUGCUGUGUGGAAACCUUUAAUGAAGGUUUUACAAAAUGCACCAGAUGAAAUCCUAGUGGUAGCAUCUUCCAUGCUAUGUAAUCUUCUUCUUGAAUUUUCUCCAAGCAAAGAGCCAAUUUUGGAAUCAGGAGCCGUAGAGCUACUUUGUGGAUUAACUCAGAGUGAAAAUCCCGCUUUACGAGUGAAUGGAAUUUGGGCUUUAAUGAAUAUGGCAUUUCAGGCUGAACAAAAAAUAAAAGCAGAUAUUUUGCGAAGCUUGAGUACUGAACAGCUAUUCCGGUUAUUAUCAGAUUCAGAUUUGAAUGUGCUGAUGAAGACAUUGGGACUUCUUAGAAAUCUCCUCUCUACUCGUCCUCAUAUAGAUAAAAUAAUGAGUACUCAUGGAAAGCAAAUUAUGCAAGCCGUCACUCUUAUUCUAGAAGGGGAACAUAACAUUGAGGUCAAAGAGCAGACACUGUGCAUCUUAGCCAACAUAGCAGAUGGAACAACAGCAAAAGAUCUUAUUAUGACCAAUGAUGAUAUCCUUCAGAAAAUCAAGUAUUACAUGGGCCAUUCACAUGUUAAACUGCAGCUUGCAGCCAUGUUUUGCAUAUCAAACCUCAUAUGGAAUGAAGAGGAAGGUUCACAAGAACGCCAGGAUAAAUUACGAGACAUGGGCAUCGUAGAUAUUCUACACAAACUGAGUCAGUCACCAGAUUCAAACCUUUGUGACAAGGCAAAGAUGGCACUGCAGCAGUACCUGGCAUGAUGGGAGUGCCCCUGGGCACCUGCGAGCAUCCCACCUCCUUGUUUAAGGAAGUACAGGAACCAGCCUCAUUUGAUUCCUUCUAUUUGCACAAGUCACCUUGGACUGCAGGGAGCUGUUUUGCAAAAGCAGUUUAGUAGGCUUAGAUCUCAAAUUCAUCUUGAGAACAUUUUUUUGAGGUAGUAAUUUCCUCAGAAGACUCUUGUGUUUUGUUUUGGUUUUUUUUUCUGAGCUACUCGGACUCUUUAUUAGAACAAUCAAUCAUUUUCCUUUGGACCUACAAUUUUUUGCCUAUGCUGCAGCCACUUUGUGAGUGAGAAUGAAUAUGUCUGUGUGAACACACAGGCAUGCGUGUGUAUGUGCACGUACAUGGGCCAGAAUGAAUGGAUGUGUGUGUGUGAGGGAUACCUCAGAUUUUUCUUUUCUUAUUUUGUGUGAAAAUCUCUUUUCUACAGAUUUUCCAGGGUUUAAGCAUUGCUUGCUGUAUAAAAAACUUUACUGAAUUAUAUACAGUUUGAAUGAAAUGUUAUUUUAAAAACAAAACAAUUGUUAAGUGUUCCAUAAAGGUUAUGUUGAAUUUUGGUCAGAUGAAUAUUUGUAAGUAAAAAAUAUAUGCAUUUCUGAACCUCAA
Messenger RNA from Symphalangus syndactylus (siamang), 2970 nucleotides. RefSeq names its product armadillo repeat containing 8 (gene ARMC8). Gene Ontology annotation, biological process: proteasome-mediated ubiquitin-dependent protein catabolic process. Gene Ontology annotation, molecular function: protein binding. Gene Ontology annotation, cellular component: GID complex. Lineage: Eukaryota; Metazoa; Chordata; Mammalia; Primates; Hylobatidae. The record is from RefSeq and is a predicted model, not a curated record.